This is a messenger RNA of Labeo rohita (rohu), 2423 nucleotides long. RefSeq names its product CKLF-like MARVEL transmembrane domain containing 4 (gene cmtm4). Lineage: Eukaryota; Metazoa; Chordata; Actinopteri; Cypriniformes; Cyprinidae. The record is from RefSeq and is a predicted model, not a curated record. Gene Ontology annotation, cellular component: membrane. The coding region runs from base 521 to 1147 and encodes 208 amino acids. The transcript is spliced from 4 exons.
UUGAUGAAUCAUAUAUUGAGAUCUUCACCUGCAUAAGGGAAGACAAGCACUCAAAGCCUGACGUUCAGAAGUAUGACUGUUUUGUACUUUUGUUUCUCUGUCAUCAGUCGUCAAGACUUUACAUAAAAGCGUCUAUCCUCGCAGGAAUGUAGUUUGGAGGGCGGAGACUAGCAGCAACAUUACAUUCUGCAUCCAGAAACUGUGAAAUAUGGACACUGCCAUGAGAACAGCCGUGAUCAUUCGAGAUCGUUCAGCACUGUUCAGAACAGGAUCCGAGCGCAGCGCGAAGGCAGGAGUGGGACUGGAGAUGACGGAGAGGUGGAUGUAGUGUUCGGGCUCGGGAUCUGUCGCUCGUACGCACGGCUGGAGUUUACGCUGUGCGUUUUGUAACGAGGGUUGUUCUUUGUUGAGACAUUGUUUUCUGCCUGGCUGUUUUCAGAGGACCGGUGGACCGCUGCUCAUUUCAGCCCCCGAAUCUGCUCUUAUAUCUGGACGGGACGUGGAGAUAAAAGAGUUCAGCAUGAGGAAUAACGAGGAGACUGAGGGCUUUGAUGGCGAGGCCUCCAACACCUCGAUGAUUUCAGGAGCCAACAGUCCUUAUCAGCCGACCACCGAGCCCGUGCACUCCAGAAACGUGUUCAGGGCCAUCAGGUGUGACCUGGACUAUAUCAAAUCACAUUUUGGUAUUUUAAAAAUUAUCGAAGUGGUCCUGGCUCUCAUCUCUUUCAUCUUUAUCGAGACUGUAAUGAUGUGCUCGCCCUGUGCCGGCGUCUACCUCUUCGAGUUUGUCAGCUGCAGUGCCUUCGUUGUCACAGGCGUCUUGCUCCUCAUCUUCAGUCUGAACCUGCACACCAAAGUGCCGCAUAUCAACUGGAGCCUAACAGAUCUAAUCAACACUGCCACCAGCACCUUGUUCUUCUUUCUGGCUUCAGUGGUUUUGGCAGCUCUCAACCAUCAAACUGGAGCAGAGAUUGCAGCUGUGAUUUUUGGGUUCCUGGUGAUGGGCGUGUACGGUCUGAACACAUUUUUGGCAGUACAGAGAUGGCGUCUCGGGGAUUCACGAGAUGGACCCCUGCAAACCAGCGAGUACAUCCGUGCCCGCACGGCCUCACGGGGAGAGGUGGAGUCACGGCCUGAGCUACAGUAAAGCACACGGACAGACCAACGAAGACUGAGACAAGUAAAGCCCGUCUACAUUCCUGUCACAGUGUGCUCUCGAUGACGGCAAUCGAGAUGAACGGUUACAAAGAAACAAUUGCGUGAAGAGGCCAGCGUCUUUUGACUGUCUACUUAAAUACUGUAUAUUUCUGUUAAUUAAGGGCUUAACCUUAUAAUGAUCUGGAUAAUUAUUGACUGAAACUCACUCCACUGUGCUCCCAGCGGGGAACCUGAAAGGUUUUAAAAAUGCCUGCAAUAAAACAGACAAAGCCUGUCAGUCACCCCCUUCUAUUUAGCGCCUUUCCCAGCAGGCUACAUGAAAGGAAAGCAACUAUGCCUAAAAUGUCUUAUCAAAGAUCAAAAAUAACUAUACAGAAUGGAAAUGGAAAUGAAUUGUUUUUCCUCUGUUCCUGUAUCAAACGCAUCUAGUAAACUGUCGCUGGGCUGUUUUUCUGCAGAGAUUGAGUGACUAGAUUUUAUGAGCACCAGUAUUUAUUUUAAUGUUAAUUUUUUGUUCGUAAUACCACAGCUUUGGUAGCUACAUUGUAUUAAAUGUAGUAUUUCACCUCGUGAAUGUGACCCUGCAUUACAACAGACAGUAACAGCUUUCGAAUUGUCUGUAUGGGUGAAGGGAGGUGUGAGCUUAUGAAACUUCAUCUGCGGAUAAUAUAAUUUUUUUGGUUACAAAAUCACAUGUCCGUAGUCCAUACUAAUCGAUCAUUUUUGUUCUUUGUUGUUGUAUGUAAGAAUUUCUUGACUCCACUGUGUACUCCAACCCUGUCCAGUUAUCUGUAUAUUUCGAUUUAAACAAGGGUAGAGUUUUUGAAGAAGGUGUAUAUAUUACGUAUCUGUGUGUGACAUUUUACAUUUCUGAAGGUUUGUAUGAAUUCUUAUGACUGACACUAAUAGACUGUAUUUGAAGGAACAAGUGUACUGCCGUACAUAUGAAUGCUUUAGCUAAACUGUGUAUCUUUUUUCAGUGUGCCUUAAUCGUAGAGGCUUUACUAGUUGAAAUGCUCAAACUUUUGGACACUAAUGUUAUGACAACGUUAGCAGAACUGCUUCAUUGGGUGUGAAAUUCAAACAUUUUACCAACAGUCUGUAAUGAUCCCUGAUUUAAUAAUCAGUUUUCUGAAGUGCUUUAGUGACUCUAAUGGGUCUUUUUAUUAAAAGGAGUGUCAUAGAACGACAUCAGGAGGAAAAUGAAAUGUAUCACAAAUUUGAAGGCAUAGUGCAAUUGUACAUGUUUUUUUUUUUUUUUUUUU